AAGAAGAAAACUUUACAAAAUGCGUGUUCUAAUAAAAACAUCUGAACUGGGAGCCAACUCGGUUUAGAGGUUAAGGCAUCCAGCUAGAAAACAGGAGUUCUAGUUCUGCCUUAGGGACAAAAGUCAGCUGGGUGACUUUGGGCCAAUCACUCUCUCUCAGCUCACCCACCUCACAGGGUUGUUGUGGGGAAAAUAGGAGGAGGAAGGAGUAUUGGCUCAGGCAUGAUCCGAAUCUACCUCUUGGAGGGAAAGGCAUUUGUGUGGAAUUACGCAGAUGCGCGGCGAAUCCGAGAGGAACAUCGCAUUGUCGGCGUGCUGGUAGGGGCAUUGCCUCGGAAGCCACGGCAGAAUGUGCGGCUUGGGCUGCCCUUGGAAUUGCUUCCUGAAGAGGCUCAGCUGUUAUUGGACAAGGGGUUGGCAACCCUGGUUAGGAGCCCAACAUCUCAGUCCCUUGGCCAUGGGAGGAACCAGGACUCCUUAUUCCCAGAGAAAGUGGUUGCCUAUGAGAAAGAGCUAGAGGAGAACUACCAGGAGCAGCUGAGGCUCUCUGCAGAACAGAAGAAAACUAUGUUGGAGUCUCUUGCAGACCAUAUAACCCAGGGCCGAGCAAAGAAAUGGCAAAGGAAAGGAGAAGGAGGAGAUCCCCUUGUACAGCCUGCAGAGUCUGGUUCCUGUUUUGUACUUCCCCGAGAAUCAAUGAUGAUCCAACUCCCCACUGCACGGGCUCCGUUAACUCAAGAAGAAACAGUAGACUGGCAUGUGGCAUCUCAGUUUUGGCCUUAUGCUGGUCAAGAGCUUCAUGAAACGCGCUACCUCAUUUUCCGGGACCUCUGGGAACGAGGUUAUUACGUCACAACCGGGAGCAAAUUUGGAGGUGACUUCCUCGUUUAUCCAGGUGAUCCCAUGAGGUUCCACGCCCAUUACAUCGCACUCUGUUUUUCCAAAGAUGCACCCAUCUCUCUGUGUGACAUCAUCAGUGCUGGACGCCUUGGCACCAAUGUCAAGAAGACAAUCUUGCUCUGUUCAGUGGAACAGGAAGGGACUGUAGCAUAUACAUCCCUACAGUGGAGCGGAAUGCAGUGAGAACAGGGAGAAAAGGCUUGGAUCCUAGGAUUGCCAUUUCCAACAAUG
Messenger RNA from Ahaetulla prasina, 1131 nucleotides. RefSeq names its product tRNA splicing endonuclease subunit 34 (gene TSEN34). NCBI's taxonomy places the organism in Eukaryota, Metazoa, Chordata, Lepidosauria, Squamata, Colubridae. Gene Ontology annotation, biological process: tRNA splicing, via endonucleolytic cleavage and ligation; tRNA-type intron splice site recognition and cleavage. Bases 223 to 1083 code for a protein of 286 amino acids. The transcript has 5 exons. The record is from RefSeq and is a predicted model, not a curated record. Gene Ontology annotation, molecular function: tRNA-intron lyase activity; nucleic acid binding. Gene Ontology annotation, cellular component: tRNA-intron endonuclease complex.